This is a messenger RNA of Neohortaea acidophila, 369 nucleotides long. RefSeq names its product DNA-directed RNA polymerase III subunit RPC10. Gene Ontology annotation, biological process: DNA-templated transcription; termination of RNA polymerase III transcription. The record is from RefSeq and is a predicted model, not a curated record. The transcript is spliced from 3 exons. NCBI's taxonomy places the organism in Eukaryota, Fungi, Ascomycota, Dothideomycetes, Mycosphaerellales, Teratosphaeriaceae. Gene Ontology annotation, cellular component: RNA polymerase III complex. Gene Ontology annotation, molecular function: zinc ion binding; nucleic acid binding; DNA-directed RNA polymerase activity. The coding region runs from base 1 to 369 and encodes 122 amino acids.
AUGCUCCUCUUCUGCCCCUCCUGCAGCAACAUCCUAAUAGUCACCACCCUGCCCUCAACCCAGUGCAGCCCCUCCGACCUCGCGGCCGGAGCAGGCGAAAAGAACCGCUUCGAAUGCCGCACCUGCCCCUACCAAAUGCUGCUGGACCGGCGGUACUUUGAGCGCAAGACGUUCGAGUCCAAAGCCAUCGAGGACGUGCUGGGCGGCGCGGACAGCUGGGCGAAUGUGGACAAGACGCCUAUCCAAUGUCCCCGUGACGGAUGUGAUGGCGGCGAGGCGUUUUUCAAGCAGGCGCAGUUGCGUAGUGCUGAUGAGCCCAUGACGACGUUUUACAAGUGUGUCAAGUGCGGGUAUGACUUUAGGGAGUGA